GAGUGCACUACAAUUUCAGCGUCGGCUGAUUUGAGAUCUGAGUGUCGGCUGGCUUGACCGCAGUUGAAUACAAUAGAUUUUCGUUUUGGAGAAUAUGUCUUUCUCAUGUAAGGAAUGUAGGCCCUAAUCGAAAGAAACAUCAAGCUUUGAGUGCAUGAUUUUUUCUUCUGCAGUCUUAUUCACGACAAGAUGGGGAAGGUGCUAACUCAUUUCUAUCUACAUUGUUUCUGGAGAUGCAAGUGCCUACUGAGGAUGUCCUUUUACUGACUGGAUAGAGGCAUUUAGGUUUCAGGAUGCGCUCCCUGAGAAAGACGGUGUUGCUCGCCAUCCUAGUGUCUGUGGUGGUGGUACUGGCCCUCCUCCAUUCGUGGCCCACUCGGGCUUACACCACAGUGGAUGUGUGGCAGCGACAGGGACCAAUAGUAGAGAGGCAUCUAGAGGAGAGGCUCCCAGAACCAGACCACCGAUUAGGUAACAUCCCGUUUCACGUGAGGGACAAUGUGGCAAGCUUGUUGGCACGUAACGGAUGCGUAUGUGAGGGUGAGAGUGGAGGAGUAAACCUGCCCUUCGCCCAACUUCUGUUCCCGCGGGUGUCAGCUCACCCGCUGCACACCGCCUUUGAGGCCUCUGAGCUGGAGGAAAUGAAGAGGAGACGGGCCAAAGAGUACAAGAGUUUCCAGGAGAGGUCACAGACACCUACAGAUGUUCUUAUUAUUGCAGAGGCUAACAAUCCCUUACAGUAUCCAACACAGGGGGUUGAGGUACGACCCCUGAGAACAAUCAUCAUCCCAGGCUUGGCCUUACACAGCCUUCCCAGAGACCACUACUCAAUAAACAUCACUGCCACGCUAGGAACGCUAAACGUGGCAGCAGAGGUGGACGGGAUGAAAAUCAAAGGUGAUGGCGAGAUGCACAUGAGUCUGUCAAGCAGCCUCCUGCCCAACCUAAACCGACAGCUGCAGUUUGUCACCUACACAAACACACUGUUCCACCCUAACACAGCAGACACAGUGCAGUUGGAGACAGAGGGGCAUCAAGCCAGCUUCAGUAUCAAGAUUCGUCACGGUGUAACACCCAAACUGUAUAACACAGGAUCCAAAGGAGAGUACAACAUCAGUGCCCUCGUAACCAUAGCUACGAAGACUUUCCUGCGUUAUGAUAAGCUUCAAGAUCUUAUCAACAGCGUGAGAAGAUACUAUCCAACCGUCACUAUAGUAAUCGCUGAUGACAGCGAAAACCCCCAAACCAUUUCGGGGCCUUACAUCGAACAUUACAUCAUGCCUUUUGGAAAGGGUUGGUUUGCCGGACGAAACCUGGCCGUCUCUCAGGUGACCACAAAGUACGUGCUGUGGGUGGAUGAUGACUUCAUCUUCACAGCCAACACCAAGCUGGAAAAACUGGUGGAUGUUUUAGAGAGAACCACUCUGGAUCUGGUGGGUGGUGCAGUGCGGGAGGCCACAGGUUACACUGCCACCUACAGACAGACCAUCUCCAUUGAGUCAGGGGAGGAGGAUGGUGACUGUUUACACAUGAGGAGAGGAUUUCAUCACGUCAUCCAAGGCUUCCCCAACUGUGUUGUGACUGAUGGGGUCAUCAACUUCUUCCUAGCUCGCACCGACAAAGUCCAGCAGGUCGGCUUUGACCCGCGCCUUGCAAGGGUAGCACACCUGGAGUUUUUCAUCGAUGGCCUGGGUUCUCUCCACGUGGGCUCUUGCGAUGACGUCAUUGUCAACCAUGCAACCAAAAUCAAACUUCCCUGGGUCAGCCAAUCAGAGAGCGACAAGACUUACGCCAAGUUUCGUUACCCGCCGGCCUCCUCUGACGCCACACACACGAAAAACGGACUCCUGUUCUUCAAGAACCGAUUUCAGUGUUUGACUCAUAAUUAGUUCCUGAGGGUUCCUCUGCUCCUCCUGAGUUGCCAAAGAAGUUCUCCUCCGCCCCGUCCCGUCAGAUAAGAUUUAAAACACACACACUUUGGUUUGCUUUUUCUUGAAAAUCUUCACAAGAGGUUUCAGGCUUCAACAUAGAGAUGUUACAUUAGAGCAGUUUUUAGCAUGUUUAUUUGGUCAGUGCUAAAACAAAAAGUCCUGAUACACAGUAAAUAUCCAGAAGCUGGAUAUGACCAUCCAUGCUCUCUAGAGAGUAGAGAAUCAACAAACACAGACCUAGUUAAAUGACUAAUGCAAGGCUUUUUGUUUGUCAAAUCUUAUCUGGCUUUACAUCCUCGAGUUGUUCUAACAGAGACUGAGCUUUGGGUAAACCAAACAGAUAGCAUCUUCAUUGUCAUUCUAGGCUAACGUGAGCAGAGGUUCAUGUGUCCACCUUCAAUUUGCACUAUCCAAAAACAAGACUGAGCUUGAAAAAGCAAUAGUGACGUCUAAGAGCCUGAGGACAAGGGGGAACUUUCCAGACAGUGACAAUCCUGUAGACACAGCGCAGUGUACUUUUCACAAAUGCCACAUGAAGAACGCAUUCAGAACUUUUCCACCUGUGGUACCUGCGCUCUGUGACUGACUGGUCGUGCCAAAGGUUUGGCUGCUGGCUCUAGGGCGUUUUUAUCACUUUGUGUCUUUGGUUUUGCUACCCCUCUUUAGCCAGAAUGUGCCAUUUGUGAGCGAUCAAUUUCAUCUGAGCAGGACAAACUUGCGAUCCCAUCACAUCUGGUGUAGCCUGAUCUGGGAGCAGCCUUGUUUUUGGUCUUCUGCUGUCUUUCACUUUCAACAAACAUGUCAAGAAGAGCAGCUCUUCUGUCCAGUGCACACUGAUGAAUAACAGUGAUUCAUUACAUGCUCCCUAAAAACAAAAGUUGAAUCAACCAAAGUGCAUGUUUAUUUUCCCUCAUUAUAAGAGAAUAAAUGAGGAAAAAAAAACAAGGACAUUGAGACAGAAUUAAUAAAAGUUUGGUGAUAAAUUAACAUCUUAAAAAAAAAGUGAGUAGUCAGAGCAUGAGAGGAAAACUGAGAGAGACAAAGUAAAUGAGACACGGUGAGACGGUGACGUUUUUAUACUGACUCUUUGGAGAGUUACUGUAUGUCCAACUAACACUCAUGCCUGAAGUGAUGAUGCUGUUGUUUUAUACCAUGACCUUUAGAUGGCACCCUUGUAUCACUCUAUUGUUUCCUAAUACGUUUUUAAAGCUAGGUUAGGCUGUUUUCUGUAAAAGGCCAAAAAAGAGAGAAAAAAUCCCACCAGAAUUGUAAAAUACAGCCCUCCUCUUGCAGCUCUCUGCGUCUGCAUUUGUAGAACAGCCAAUAGGAGCGCCCUCUGACCUGUCAUUGGCCAAAGUCUUCUGUCACGGGCUAGAUUUUCUAAAGCCUGCAAACAGAGCCAAGAGGAGGUGCAAAGUCUAUUUAUUGCUCAGUCUACUUGAAUUACAAUAUGCUCAAAUGGUAUUAUGGAAGUUUUGCCCAAUGAUGCCAAUAAAACAGUAUUAGCAAAGAGGGGGCAGAGAUGUAUUAGCUGAUGCUUUUUUUAAAUCUUGAGAAGAAUAUUUUAAAACAAUUUUGUGUGAUGUUUCUUUCCAUUAUGGAUUCUUCUGUUUGUUCACCUAAAUGCAACAUUCACUCUGUUCACCUCUGUAGACAGGGGUCAGAAUGAAACUUCAUCGACAGUAUUUUAAAAGGCUUUUGUGUAGUUGUGUGUUAAAAAAUGUGUCUCAUGUUAGGAACUGUAACCAACUACUGAGAUCUUUAACUGAGCUGAAAACCUUUAUUUUAAAACCAGUGAUAUUUAUUGUGUUAACAGAAAUUUUACUUGCCUGCUUCACCCAAAAACCACUGGUGUCAGUUGAAUGAUCACAGCAGUAUGAAACUUUUUUAAUUUAUUUCAAUUGUUGACAUAUUAAAAUGUCUGUGGAACACCUGUC
Perca flavescens (yellow perch) is the source of this 3868-nucleotide messenger RNA. It is a transcript of the gene b4galnt1b, whose product is annotated as beta-1,4-N-acetyl-galactosaminyl transferase 1b. The transcript has 12 exons. The record is from RefSeq and is a predicted model, not a curated record. Gene Ontology annotation, molecular function: acetylgalactosaminyltransferase activity. Bases 294 to 1889 code for a protein of 531 amino acids. Gene Ontology annotation, biological process: ganglioside biosynthetic process. Lineage: Eukaryota; Metazoa; Chordata; Actinopteri; Perciformes; Percidae. Gene Ontology annotation, cellular component: Golgi membrane.